Messenger RNA from Pteronotus mesoamericanus, 4860 nucleotides. RefSeq names its product myosin IIIA (gene MYO3A). Gene Ontology annotation, biological process: positive regulation of filopodium assembly; sensory perception of sound; regulation of actin filament length. The transcript has 33 exons. Bases 1 to 4860 code for a protein of 1619 amino acids. The record is from RefSeq and is a predicted model, not a curated record. Gene Ontology annotation, molecular function: ATP binding; protein serine/threonine kinase activity; protein binding. Gene Ontology annotation, cellular component: photoreceptor inner segment; stereocilium tip; filopodium tip. Lineage: Eukaryota; Metazoa; Chordata; Mammalia; Chiroptera; Mormoopidae.
AUGCUUCCAUUAGUUGGAAAAACAAUCAUCUUCGAUAACUUUCCUGAUCCUUCUGAUACAUGGGAAAUCACUGAAACAAUCGGCAAAGGAACUUACGGGAAAGUUUUUAAAGUGUUAAAUAAGAAAAAUGGCCAAAAAGCAGCAGUCAAAAUUCUGGAUCCAAUUCACGAUAUUGAUGAAGAGAUUGAAGCAGAAUAUAAUAUCUUAAAAGCCCUAUCUGACCAUCCUAAUGUGGUCAAAUUCUAUGGGAUGUACUUCAAGAAGGAUAAAAUAAAUGGAGAUAAGCUUUGGUUGGUUCUUGAGCUGUGCAAUGGAGGAUCAGUGACUGAUCUUGUGAAAGGAUUUCUGAAAAAGGGUAAAAGAAUGAAUGAGCCCAUAAUUGCCUAUAUUUUACGUGAAGCACUAAUGGGACUUCAACAUUUGCAUAACAACAAAACUAUCCAUCGUGAUGUAAAAGGAAAUAACAUCCUGUUGACCACUGAAGGAGGAGUUAAACUGGUAGACUUUGGUGUGUCUGCACAGCUGACCAGCACCUGGCACCGUCGGAAUACUUCCGUAGGAACACCGUUUUGGAUGGCUCCUGAGGUGAUUGCAUGUGAGCAGCAAUUGGAUACCACGUAUGAUUCCAGAUGUGACACGUGGUCCCUGGGGAUCACAGCAAUUGAACUAGGGGAUGGAGACCCUCCACUGGCUGACCUGCAUCCCAUGCGCGCACUCUUCAAAAUACCAAGGAAUCCACCUCCCAAACUGAGGCAGCCUGAGUUAUGGUCAGCAGAAUUCAAUGAUUUCAUUAGCAAGUGCUUGACUAAAGAUUAUGAAAAACGUCCAACAGUGUCAGAUCUUCUACAACAUAAAUUCAUUACUCAAAUUGAGGGCAAAGAUGUGAUGUUGCAAAAACAACUCAUGGAAUCCAUUGACAUUUAUCAAUGCAUGGGAGGCACAGAAAAGGCCAGACACGAACGUAUUCACACCAAGAAAAGUAACUUCAGCAGGCCUUUAAUUUCCAGUCUGAAGGAUGUAGAUGAUUUAGCAACCCUAGAAGUUUUGGAUGAGAAUACAGUCUCUGAGCAACUUGAGAAGUGUUAUUCCAGAGGUCAGAUUUAUAUCUAUGUGGGAGACAUACUCAUCGCUCUUAACCCUUUCCAGAGCCUGGGUCUUUAUUCCACGGAGCAUUCCAAACUAUAUAUUGGAGCAAAGAGAACUGCCAAUCCUCCUCACAUUUUUGCAGUGGCUGACUUAGCCUACCAGUCUAUGGUAACAUAUAAUUCAGAUCAGUGCAUUGUUAUUUCUGGAGAAAGUGGGGCCGGAAAGACAGAAAGUGCUCAUCUUUUAGUUCAGCAGCUGACAGUGCUUGGAAAGGCUAAUAACAUAACCCUUCAAGAGAAGAUUUUACAAGUGAACAAUUUGGUGGAAGCCUUUGGCAAUGCCUGCACUAUUAUAAAUGACAAUUCCAGCCGAUUUGGGAAAUAUUUAGAAAUGAAAUUUACCUCUUCUGGAGCGGUAGUGGGAGCACAGAUUUAUGAAUACCUUCUGGAGAAAUCCCGAGUUAUCCACCAAGCCCUUGGAGAAAAAAAUUUUCAUGUUUUUUACUACAUCUAUGCUGGUUUAGCCGAAAAGAAGAAACUAGCCCAUUACAAACUGCCUGAAAAUAAACCUCCCAGAUACCUACAAAACGAUCACCUCAGAACAGUACAAGACCUGACGAACAAUAGUUUCUAUAAAUCUCAAUAUGAAUUAAUUGAGCAAUGUUUCAAAGUCAUAGGUUUUACAAUGGAGCAACUUGGAAGUGUGUACAGUACACUUGCUGCCAUCUUGAAUGUUGGAAACAUUGAAUUUUCCUCUGUGGCAAGUGAACACCAGAUUGACAAGAGCCACAUUUCCAAUCUGGCUGCUUUGGAGAACUCUGCUUCUUUGCUUUGCAUUCAGGCAGACGAGCUACAAGAAGCUCUCACGUCCCACUGUGUGGUCAUGAGAGGAGAAACCAUUAUAAGACCCAAUACUGUAGAAAAAGCCACUGAUGUCAGAGAUGCUACGGCUAAAACUUUAUAUGGCCGUCUCUUUAGUUGGAUAGUCAAUCGCAUUAACAGCUUGUUGAAGCAUGACACAUCACCAAGUGGGAAUGGUGAUGAACUGAGCAUUGGCAUUCUGGAUAUAUUUGGCUUUGAAAAUUUCAAAAAAAAUUCCUUUGAGCAGCUUUGCAUUAACAUUGCAAAUGAACAAAUUCAGUAUUAUUUUAAUCAACACGUGUUUGCAUGGGAACAGAAUGAAUAUGUAAAUGAGGAUAUUGAUGCCAGAGUUAUUGAAUAUGAAGAUAACCGGCCCCUCCUAGAUAUGUUUCUGCAGAAGCCAAUGGGUUUACUAUCUCUACUUGAUGAAGAAAGUAGAUUUCCCAAAGCCACUGACCAGACUCUUAUUGAAAAAUUUGAAGAUAACCUGAAAUCGCAGUAUUUCUGGAGGCCCAAAAGAAUGGAACUUAGUUUUGGAGUUCACCAUUUUGCAGGAAAGGUCCUCUAUAAUGCAAGUGGGUUCUUGGCUAAAAAUAGAGACACUCUUCCAACUGAUAUUGUGCUGCUUUUGAGGUCAUCAGAAAACAGUGUAAUCCGACAACUAGUCAACCACCCUCUGACAAAAACAGGUAACCUGCCACAUUCAAAAACUAAAAAUAUCAUAAACUAUCAAAUGAGAAUUUCAGAAAAAUCAAUCAACCUGACAAAGGGUGAAACUGGAGAAACCACAUGUCAUGCCAGAGAGACGACCAACAUGAAGACACAAACAGUUGCAUCAUAUUUUAGAUAUUCCCUGAUGGAUUUGUUAUCUAAAAUGGUGGUGGGCCAACCUCAUUUUGUUCGUUGCAUCAAACCAAAUAAUGAACGUCAGGCAAGAAAAUACGACAAAGACAAAGUUCUGCUACAGCUUCGCUACACAGGAAUUCUGGAAACAGCAAGAAUUCGAAGGCUAGGAUACUCACAUCGGAUACUUUUUGCUAACUUUAUAAAGCGGUACCAUGUUCUCUGCUACAAGUGGAGCGAGGAACCCCCAGUGAGCCCUGACACCUGCGCCACCAUUUUGGAAAAAGCUGGUCUUGAUAACUGGGCUCUUGGAAAAACAAAAGUGUUUCUUAAAUAUUAUCAUGUGGAACAGUUAAAUUUAAUGCGAAAGGAAGCCAUUGACAAGCUUAUUUUGAUUCAAGCCUGUGUCAGAGGAUUCUUGGGUUCAAGAAGGUACCAAAAAAUACAAGAGAAAAGGAAAGAGAGCGCUAUAAUAAUACAGUCAGCUGCAAGAGGACUUCUAGUUAGGAAACAAAGAAAAGAAAUCAUUAACACCAAAAACACAGCAGUGACAACUAUUCAGACUCAUGAUCAAGAAUUUGACUACAAGAAAAACUUUGAAAAUAAAAGGGAACCUUUUGUGAAAAAACAGAUAGAAAAUGCAGCCUCUGCUAAUGGAAGGGUCAAUCCAGCUCCAAAUAAUAAAGGGAGUACAUCUGUAGUGAAGACUUCUACCUUCAAAGCUGAAGAGGAAGCCACUCAUGCUGUCGAAAAUAACAACAGAGGAUGUCAAACUCAGAAAAAAUUGAAUAAUGUGUAUGGGGAAGAGGCUAAGCAAGAAUCGUAUUUGGUGGGGGACACUUGGGCAGAAGUAAACCCCAAACAGAAGUAUAUUAAAGACCCGGAAGAGAACAGUAAAAUAAACAAAGAGGAUAAGGAGGACACUGUGAUCCAGCAUUACUAUCAAAGCUAUACAGAGGAAAGGAAUUUUGAAGACUCAAAAUCAGCGUAUCUGGAAAGGAAGGUCGUAUCAGAAAGGCCAAAAUACCAAGGACCUUGGUUAGCUGAGAAUGAAACUAAGCAGCCUUCUAUUAAAAAAUCUUCACAGCCGAGCCUUAGCCCAAGGUCAGUUUAUCAAAAUGUGGACAGCAAGGAAAAAGAAAAGAAUACAUCUGUCGUCACCCAGAACACAUCCGCGUGCAGCCCACAGAGAAGCCACCUGAGGCAUGGGAUGGCCAAAGAGAAUCAAGCUGAACCAUCGGCGCAAGCUCAGGACGAAGAAGAUAAAGCAGCAGUGUUCAUUCAGAGCAAAUACCGGGGUUACAAGAGAAGACAGCAGUUAAGGAAGGACAGGAGGUCUUCUUUUAAAAAUCAAAAGAUCACUCCAACAGCAACAGAAGUAGCAAGAAAUACUCAAAAUUUGUAUACCUAUUCCACAAAACAUGAGGAAUCCUGUAAUAUCAAGAUGAGGAAUGAUAAAGACUCAAGAGCAAUUUCAGAGAAAGAAGCAUGCGAUUUGGCAAUGUUUUCAAAACAGAUAUCAAAGUUAUCUGAAGAAUAUUUCAUUCUGCAGAAAAAACUGAAUGAAAUGAUUUUGUCACAGCAACUGAAGCCUCUUUAUCUGGGUGUCUAUCCUCAUAAGCCAAUUAAUAGACGAGUUUCCUCUCCGCAGUACUUCUCAGGUAUCCCUAAAGGAGAGGAACCAAAAAUAUUGAGACCCCCAAGACGGCCCCGGAAACCCAAAACAUUAAAUAACCCUGAAGACUGCACAUAUUAUUAUCUGCUACAUAAGUCAAUCCAAGAAGAAAAACGAAGACCAAGGAAAGAUAGUCAGGGGAAAUUAUUAGAUUUGGAAGAUUUCUAUUAUAAGGAAUUUUUGCCCACUCGUUCUGGACCAAAGGAACAUAACCCUAGUUUAAGAGGACGAAGACAACAGAGAGAACUCCAGAAUCAAUGUUUUAAGACUGAUGAAAGGUGCUGGGCCGUGGAGAACCCGGAGGAGGAGGAGAAUGGACCCGCGAGCAACCCCUACGACUACAGGAAGCUCCUGCGCAAAACCUCGCAGCGCCGGCGCCUGGUCCAGCAGGUGUAG